AUGCCUGGUCUCAUCUCCCACCCUCCCCCUCCACACGUCGUCGGCCCUGCCACAAAGCGGGCUACCCGGCCAUCUAAGAAGCUUCCUCAGAGCCUGGUUGAGGGCGCCAAGCUAACCAAGAAGGAGCCAUGGGACUCUGAGAAGCAUCUUGCCUUCCAGCCCCCUUCCAAGAUCCUUAGCAUGAAAGAGAUCGGUCUUGAGGGCCAUGGCAUCUCCCCCAAUGCCUGCUCCGAGCCUUUCCCUCUCUUUAGCGAGGAGGCUAUUAAACAGAUGCGUGCCGAGAUUUUCAGCGAGACUGUUCUGGGAAAGUGCCAGUACGCUUCCACCUUUAACGCCAACAUGGUCCGAGGCAUGGGUCACGAGCUGGCUCCAUUUACGUACGAUGCCUGGCAUUCCCCUGAGACCCUUGCCAAAAUUUCCCAGGUCGCAGGUGUCGAGGUCAUCCCCGCCUUUGACUUUGACAUUGCCAACAUCAACAUCUCCGUCAGCGACGACAAGAACGCCGAGAUCUCCAUCGGCGAGAACAAGCUCCGUGACGGUGCUGACAACGAUAACUUGUCCUCUGUCGCUUGGCACUACGACAGCUUCCCCUUUGUAUGCGUUGUCAUGAUGUCCGAUUGCACUGGCAUGGUUGGUGGCGAGACUGCUGUGCGUAAGCCCAACGGUGAGGUCAUCAAGGUCCGCGGACCUAGCACUGGCCGAUAUAUCGAGCACCAGGCUCUCAAGGCCCUCGGCGGCCGCGAGCGUAUCACUAUGGUCACCGCCCUCCGUCCCAAGUCCCCUUUCAUCCGCGAUGAGAGUGUUCUCACUGGCGUUCGCGGCAUCAGCAACCUCGAUGAACUCUACCACCAGUACACCGAGUACCGCCUUGAGAUCCUCGAGGAGCGACUUCGCGCCAAAUCCAAGGAGGAGCGUAAGCUGGCGCUUGCCAAGAAGAAGUACGACAUUCCCGCUAUGCGACACUUUUUGGAGGAACAGCGUGCCUUUAUCGACUCGAUGCUCACUGAGAUUGUCGAGGUUGAAGAUGAUUGA
Molecule: messenger RNA, 1032 nt
Organism: Fusarium vanettenii 77-13-4
Lineage: Eukaryota; Fungi; Ascomycota; Sordariomycetes; Hypocreales; Nectriaceae
Exons: 3
Coding region: 1-1032 (343 amino acids)
Source: RefSeq, a predicted model, not a curated record